AUGUGGGGGUCGUGGCUGGACCAGAUACACAAGAAGCUUGACGAUGUCUCCGGACUCGCGGAGCAGGCCAUAGGCGGCGUCUACGGAGAAGAGGAAGAGGAAGAGGAAGAGGAGGAGGAAGAGGAGGCGCGAAAGGAAGAGGACACGCGUUUGCAAGCGGAGGGCACGAAGCUGACCGGGAAAGAAGCGGCAAGCGGACAAGGGGCGGACGUUGUCGGCAAUGCGCUUUCGCAGCCGCCAGCGUCGCCCGAGCUGUGGCAAGGAAGUCUCGUAACGAACCUUUCCACCUCUAGCAACGAGGCGAUGGAGCUACAGCCACCUCUGCGGGAGAGAAAGACGCUGGCGGCAACGACGACGCACGCGUCGUGUGACGUAAAGAGCGCGCUGUGCGGAACCUCGGCCACACCCGCAGAAGAACCUACCGGCUCCGUCCUGGCGGCUGUUGAGGGCACCGAAGCGGGGCCAAUUCCACCCGAACGGUCACCGUUGCAAUCGGUGGAGCCUGUGGAGACUGCCGCAUCUCCGGUAGCAACAGCAACAUCAAGGACGACAGCAGGAGAGGAAGGAGGAGGGGCCACGGCGGCGGCGGCGGCUGCGCCGCAGUUAACUCCAGAUACAGCGGGGCGUGCUGCGGUGACCCUCGAGGCUGCCCACUCCAUUGCUCAGCACGGCGCAGCACCACAUCUCAGUGGAGUCAAACACCCCCCCAGUGACAGGCGGCGGAGGCGAGGAGCAGCUGCUGCGGUUCCAGCAGCUGCUAGCGGACGAGAUGGAGGUGUCACGGCUUUUGCGGGAGGAGAAAAACCGACUUGA
Trypanosoma conorhini is the source of this 813-nucleotide messenger RNA. RefSeq lists its product as uncharacterized. The coding region runs from base 1 to 813 and encodes 270 amino acids. Lineage: Eukaryota; Euglenozoa; Kinetoplastea; Trypanosomatida; Trypanosomatidae. The record is from RefSeq and is a predicted model, not a curated record. The transcript has a single exon.